This is a messenger RNA of Toxorhynchites rutilus septentrionalis, 2115 nucleotides long. RefSeq names its product SOX domain-containing protein dichaete. The transcript has a single exon. Gene Ontology annotation, biological process: cell differentiation; regulation of DNA-templated transcription; anatomical structure morphogenesis. Gene Ontology annotation, molecular function: RNA polymerase II cis-regulatory region sequence-specific DNA binding; DNA-binding transcription factor activity, RNA polymerase II-specific. The record is from RefSeq and is a predicted model, not a curated record. Bases 338 to 1285 code for a protein of 315 amino acids. Lineage: Eukaryota; Metazoa; Arthropoda; Insecta; Diptera; Culicidae.
CUUGUGCUGUGAAGACCUGAAUUGCAAUCGGAUUUUUUUACUGCAUAUAAUUGAGCGAACCCGAAUCCGAGAUUUAAUUUUGACAAGAGUUGAAAACAAGUUUUUUUUUGUGAGCGACAAAAACGGGUUACACAACAGCUGUUGAAAAGAAUACAAUUAGUGGAAUAAUUGAUGUAAAAGGUGUUGUUGCAGACGAAGAAAAAAAAACUAGAGCGAUCAGUAGUGAUUUUAUGAACUGAACAGUUCGAAUUGAAUGACAAAUUGUGAAACCAGAAGUGCAUCAAAAAGCGAACAAUUUUAAAAGUGCGUUUGUGAUUUACAACUUCCACAAAAAACAAUGAUCAAUCACACCAUGGCCAGUUUGGGUCAUCCGCAUUACGGAUUUGCGCUCGGAAACCAGAUGGAGAUGCCGCCGGCAGCGGAUUACGCGCCGCAACCACAUCAUAGCCCAAGCAACAUGGACGUGAAGCCCCGGCUAAGCUUCCCACCAUCCUCGCUGGCAGCUUAUCAAACCCACACGCCGACCCAGGUCGUCGGUGGAUCUCAGCAGCAAACCUCGCCCGGUCAGGACGGACACAUUAAGCGUCCGAUGAACGCUUUCAUGGUAUGGUCACGACUUCAGCGUCGGCAGAUCGCGAAGGACAACCCGAAGAUGCAUAAUUCGGAAAUUUCCAAGCGCCUUGGUUCGGAGUGGAAGCUGCUGACUGAAGCUCAGAAGCGCCCCUUUAUCGACGAAGCUAAACGUCUGCGGGCUAGCCACAUGAAGGAACAUCCCGACUACAAAUACCGCCCACGUCGCAAGCCCAAGAACCCAUUGACCAAUGCCGCACAUGGACUCCCCAUCGGAAUGCAGCAACCCGGCAAAGCCACCCUCGGGUCGUCUUACCCGUUCCAUCAAUUGCCACCGUACUUCGCCCCAACACAUCCCCUGCAGCAGUUGGAACAACACUACUCCGUGCCAUACUUUGGCGGUUUUGACCCGUUGACCCUGUCCAAGCUGCACCAGUCCCAGUCCCAAACGAUGCAAAGCACCCAAAGCCACCUGGAAGCCCACAAGAACCAACAGAUGCCUCCGACAUCGUUGAGCUCGUUCUACUCCAACAUCUACAGCGGCAUUUCGGCGGCAGCCGCCGCGUCACCUUUGUACGCCGCCCACACCAACAGCCUCUACACCUCGUCUGCCUCGUCGGCCUCGCCCGGAUCCAGCCCAAGUGCAUCGCAACAGUCCAGUGCGCUGCCGGAUAUCGAAAACUCGAUGCGACGACCCGUGCAGGUUAUCUACUAGAGCUAGUUGUUGCUGUACUCGUAAGGCAGAGUUCUUUAAGUCGGAUAGAUCUGUUGACUUUUCGGUGAUCGACAAUCCCGUGAAACCGAUCAGUAUUUUGUAGUUCAGUUUAUUCACUUCACCCCGUCCGAUCAACCUGACACCAUUGUACAUAUUAGCGGUUUUGUGAUCGAUGGGUUACAACGAAAGGAGCGCGAACACACACACGCCCACUCUAUCUCCAAAAUGUUUAAUUUAUUCAUACGAAAACAUUCGAUAAGUGAGUAGUAAAAAAAGACAAGAAACAAAAAAUACGAAUCAAGGAACGUCACCCCUCUCAUAGUAGGAAUUUAGUUAUUAUUUCUUCAAUCGAAGCAAAACAAAGCAUUGUGUACCAAUAUGUUUUUACUGUAAAUAGCUAGAGAUUUAUCGGUGUAUCAGAGUGUGAGGCGCAUCAGCGCACCAGGUAACAGAGGAUGAUGAUCAUGAUGCUGUGAGGAAUGACUUCACUCUAGAAGUGCUAGGCUAAUUACCGUUGUAAAGAUAGUUUUACGUUAGGCUCUCACCUUUUCCGUGUCUCCGUCGAUAAGGCGGAGACGGAGUUUGAUGGGUUUCAGACAGAGAUUAUUUUCUAUCUCACAGAGUUAGGACGAAGCGUAGGGCAAAUGGACGCAAGAUGAAGCAAGCUUUAUACUCCCUAUUAUCGCGAAUAUCUGCAUCCGGGAACGACUCAGUAAAUUUUUAUCGAUAGUUUAGGUAUUGUAAUGAAUUUAAUCUUAUUUGUUAUUAUGAUUAAUGGAAAAUCGGAAAAGAUAUCAGAUUGUAUUGUAUGCAAAAUAAAACUUUUCGUA